GUCUCACCUGCGCUUGCUCUCUAUGGCAAAGAGCUUGUGCUCAGCCGUACUCUCGAAUCUGAGGGAACGGAUGCCACUGAAGGGGAAAGCGAGGGAGACGAGGCACGGAAGUUGGAGCAGUUGCAAUGUCGCAACACUGCCAUGACUGAGUUGGCUCGAAGAAUUGACGCCAACCUUGUGAAGGCAAAAGAGCGGGACAUCAAGAACUACGCCAACCGCACCUACAAGAACCAACCCCCGCGUCCCCGCGGACCCCGCCGUGCAACCCCUACCGCAGCCGCCCACGGGGCUACCACUGGCGUCCCGACAAGGGACAAGGCCAACGUCCCAGAGGCAACUACAGCUGCCACCACCGUCACCACGGAUGAUGACGUUAUGAUGGCACCCCCUACCAAGAAGAAGGCUGACCCCGGUAGCGCCGAUGAGCUUGAUGACCCCAGGGCGUGAAGGCCCGUACGCCUUCCAUUCUUAUGACAUCACAGGCACGCUUGUGAAAGUCACGGAUGGUGCGGGGUCAGAACUCAUUUUCCCCGUGCGACACUUACUUGCACAGCCCACGGCUGGAAAGUAAGGCAGUCCGACGGACGUCCAUAUGUCCCGGCAGACGUAAUCCACUUGGAUGAAGGUACCUGAUUGGCAUGCGUGUUGGGAUACAACAAGGGAAAGUAAGAGGCCGCAGGCACAGAAGAGAGUUGGGAAAGUGCCUGCAGAGAGCCCACACACCCGUUGGUGUGCCAAAACUUCCCAGGGAUGCGUGUGAGCGUGUAAGUUAUGCGGAGU
Molecule: messenger RNA, 780 nt
Organism: Chlamydomonas reinhardtii
Lineage: Eukaryota; Viridiplantae; Chlorophyta; Chlorophyceae; Chlamydomonadales; Chlamydomonadaceae
Exons: 3
Coding region: 142-447 (101 amino acids)
Source: RefSeq, a predicted model, not a curated record